AUGGCUGAAUCAGAUAGCCCUCCGGAGAGUGAGACAAUCGUCACUCUCCUGCUACUGGGCGACGCAGGGUGCGGCAAGACGACAUUUUUAUCCCGCCUUAAGCACGGAAGGAGAGCACCACCAGCUCGCGCCGGCCCCACGGGAGACAGCAACGAUGAGACCCUCCGUGACACUGACCAGCCCUUCAUAUAUGACAUCCGGUUCUCGAAGAAGAAGUUCACGCUAGAGAUGUACGACACGUCCAAUCCAAACCAGCAUUGGACGACUCUGCGGCCUGAUGUGGUAGUCCUGGCGUUUGAUAUCUCGAAUCGAGAGACGCUGGCAGGUCUAAAAGCGUGGAGACACGAUGUCAUCCGGUACUUCCAGCACGGUCAUGGCGAGCGUCUACCUGUCAUGAUGCUGGGUCUGAAGAGAGACUUAAGGAAAGAGGGCGAGGGGGUGAUUUAUCCUCAAGAGACCUAUCGCAUUGCCCAGGAACUCCGUUGUGAUCGGUACGCGGAGUGUUCGGCCCUGACGGGUGAGCUGUUACCGGAGACGUUUGAGGAUCUGGCGAGACUGGCGGGGAUGACGACGACGGAGAAAGGCGGCCAGUCUGAGGGCGGAUGUAUCAUUUUGUAG
Molecule: messenger RNA, 618 nt
Organism: Penicillium riverlandense
Lineage: Eukaryota; Fungi; Ascomycota; Eurotiomycetes; Eurotiales; Aspergillaceae
Exons: 4
Coding region: 1-618 (205 amino acids)
Molecular function (GO): GTPase activity; GTP binding
Source: RefSeq, a predicted model, not a curated record